CAUGGGGAAGGAGGGGUCAGUUUCCAUGGUGUGAACACAACACUGCAGAGAGUUCAGACUGCCUGCCAGCACAGAGCUCCUUGGAUUUCUUGUGAGACACUGUUUUCUGCCAUGGACUUGACCAAAAUUUCAGACAUGACAAAGCUCCAUCAAGCUGUGGCUGCUGGGAACUAUAAUUUAGUGAAAAAGAUUUUGAAGAAAGGUCUUUGUGACCCAAACUACAAGGACAAAGACUGGAAUGAUCGGACCCCACUUCACUGGGCUGCAAUCAAAGGGCAAAUGGAGGUGAUACACAUCCUGAUAGAAUAUGGAGCCAGUCCUUGCCUGGUGACUGAUGUAGGCUGGACCCCAGCCCACUUUGCCGCUGAAUCAGGCCACCUGAAUGUGCUCAAAACUCUCCACGCACUGCAUGCUGCCAUCGAUGCUCCCGACUUCUUCGGAGACACCCCAAGAAGGAUCGCACAGAUCUAUGGGCAGAAAGCCUGUGAGGCAUUCCUGGAAAAGGCAGAACCCGAGUGCCAGGACCAUCGCCGCGCCGCCCUCCAGCAGGGGCUGCCGCUAGAGGAGCGGGACCCAGAAUGGGAAGCCAAGAAGAGGGAGCUGGAGCUGACUCUUCCUUCCCGGAAUCCAAACUCUAGGAAAAAGGAGAAGAGAAGCCGAGGGGCCCCCAGGCUCAGCAAACCCAGGGAGCGGAGAGUGUAAGGCGCCCUAGGGCUGGGCUGGUUUCCCGAUAGGGACUGGUCUGGCACAACAAUGCCAUUCCAUUUGCAAGUCUCUCCUGGGCGAGCUCCCUGCGCUAGCGCUAGCGUAGCGGCUGUUGUCCCUCACUAAAAUCCGCUGUGCAAAGAGGUUCCCAGGAGGGGCCGAUUGCUGCUUGCAUUUCGUCCUGGCUGAUUUGCACUGCCAGCAUCUCCUGACAAUGCGUCUGCCACCCCCAACACAUCCAAUAGUAGAAUUUCAGAGGAUAAAGGAAAAGUUCUCUUAAGGCAACAAAAAAUCCUCAACAUAUCAGUUUGGCCAAUCUAUGGGGAAAAAUUGAUUUGUUGUCAAGUGAAGAAGUGAAUGGAUGCAUUUCCCAGUUUCUAGCUAUUCUUUGAUUUGUGUGGAAGGGGUCCACAGUCUCAGCACGGUCAUUUCUACAAAAGGGAGCAGCGCAGGCCAUAAACCAGUGCAGAGAGGAGUGACUGAAACCCCUGGCAUGAAUUCAUUCAUGCCACAGCACUCAUGAGAGAGAAGGUAAAACACUGGAACAUAUUACUAGAGAUCUACUUCUUCUACUGUGAGUUCUAGAACAUUUAAAUAUAGACCAGAUGUUUCCAAUAAAUAUACAACAUCUAAAUCGAGAUGUAAAAUGUAUGCUGGAUUUUGAAGACUUAGUAUAAAAAAGGUAAAAUGUCUCAUUAAUAAUAUUUCAUACUGAUUUCAUGUUGAAAUAUUAUUUUGGAUAUUGGGAUAAAUAAAAUACAUGCUAAAAUGA
Oryctolagus cuniculus (rabbit) is the source of this 1477-nucleotide messenger RNA. RefSeq names its product ankyrin repeat domain 66 (gene ANKRD66). The record is from RefSeq and is a predicted model, not a curated record. NCBI's taxonomy places the organism in Eukaryota, Metazoa, Chordata, Mammalia, Lagomorpha, Leporidae. Gene Ontology annotation, molecular function: protein binding.